Messenger RNA from Rhincodon typus (whale shark), 2283 nucleotides. RefSeq names its product E3 ubiquitin-protein ligase RNF217-like. Bases 246 to 1007 code for a protein of 253 amino acids. The record is from RefSeq and is a predicted model, not a curated record. The transcript is spliced from 4 exons. NCBI's taxonomy places the organism in Eukaryota, Metazoa, Chordata, Chondrichthyes, Orectolobiformes, Rhincodontidae.
GGACCAGACAGUAUAAAUUCCGAGCGGAGUAGAAUAACAUCGCUUAAUCAGAGGCCUCACUGAUGAUGUUACCUAGCAUGGUGACGAAACGUCUGAAUGAAAACAAGCCAGCUCGGCGAGCAAGUCAACAACCUCACCCACACCCAAACUACAAAUCUUUGCUAAAACUUGAAAUAGUUCUAUUCUGCUAUGGGGAGCUGUUGGCUUAGUGAUAAUUUUACCAGGCUCGUAAUCCAAAGACCCAUAUGAAGGCUUUGUUCAGGAAGAUGGAUUCAAAUCCCACAUCCCUGUGGUGGAAAUCAGAUUCAUGGAGUUUACAAACCAGAACCAUAUGCAAGCACUUCAAGAAUACAAACCAGAUGAAGUUACACAUCAAGACACUUCUGGAUUCGGAUAUCUACAACUUCAGCUGCCCCUGUUGUGGGCAGAGGUUGCUUUGGCAGGAGCUACGCAGACUGGAACUCUUCCCUGAGAGCGAUCAAAGACUCUUUGAGGAGAAGAUCUCUCAACUGACGGAGCAGGACACCAGAUAUUGCAAGAAGUGUCCGAGGUGCAAUCGCGUUGUGCAGCGGACGGACCCAGAGGAGCUUUUUGUGGAAUGCCCAGCAUGCCCAGGGAAUAUGGGAAAGCCCUACUGGUUCUGCUGGAACUGUCUGAGGAGAAGGAACAGACGGUUGGCUCAAGGAGAGGCCUGCAAGAACAACGACUGCAGCUUGGUGGCGCUGCUGCAGUCAUGCCCCACGAUCGACAACCCACUGCUGACCGUCCAUGGCUGCCCUACGGUCCGGGCAUGUCCCAACUGCAAAGUCUUGAUCUCCCACAUAGAGGGGUGCAAGUAUGUCAAUUGCGUGAGCUGUGGUCUCUCUUUCUGCUACCGGUGCUUGGAGAAACGCGUCACGUGCUAUAAUGCCAAACGCGAAUGGUACCACGUUGCUCAAUGCGUCAAACCCAUGGCACCCAGGCAGAUGUUUUCUGCCAAACGGUCAACACCAGCCAAGGCAACAUAGGCCAAACCGCUUCCAUCGCCGAUCCUCCAUCACAGCACUGUGUACAAUCUACAACACGCGCUACAGCGACUCACCCAGGUUCCUCUGACAGCACCUUCCAAAGCCACGACCACUGCCAUUCAGAAGGGCAAGGACAGUAGAUACAUGGGAACACCACCCACCUGCAAAUCCUCUUCCAGACCACUCGCUAUUGUGAUGUUUCAUGCCUUUAAGAGGUGCAUUCUAUCCUGUUUCUCCUGCAGAGGGGUUCUGUCACAACGAUGUUGGCUCCCAGUAAGCAGUUUGCAACUAGCCUUGGGUUUCUCUCUUCUAGGUAACACUCCCCUCCUUGAUGCAUUACAGAUCAAAGUUCAGACUCCAGCUCAUCAACUCUGAGCCACAGUUCCUCAAGCAACCGACACUUGCUACAGAUGUGGUCACAAUGAAACUACAGUGGGGUCCAGUAGCUCCCACAUGCUGCAGACACAACACAUCACCUGAUCCUGCACCUCUAUUUUGUUUGCUUUGUGUGACUCGAAGUGUUUUGUCCUGGUUUCUUUUAAGAGGGAGAUUGUGGUACGGGUGAGGAGUGGUCUAUGAGAAGAUAAACAACCUGUGAAGCCUUGGGGUGUUUUUUUUAAACUUGAAACAAUAGAAGCAGCCUGACUGGGUGUGGUCAAGUUCUCACUGUUCCAGGGAUUUUUAGUUUAGCUUUCAGUAGUUGUAGCUGGGGUCUCAGCAGGGUUGGACAGCAGUGAAUCUCUCCUGGCUGCUACACUCUCUCUCCCUCAGAACUGUCUUUUGAUAUUCUUUCCCAGGGUGUUUUUUUUCGUUAGAGUAAGACAAAAAAAAAAUCAAGAGUGUGUGACAUCAGGUUCACAUGGACCUAGGGGAUUUUGAUUUUAGUUAAUUUUUUUCUGGUAGUUCACUGCUGAGGCAGACAGCUAGAGUUCUCUCUGCAGCUACAUUGAAGACUUAGAGCGCUUUCCUCUUAGAAAUGAGAAGGAGCAGGUUGUUUCUUCUGGACUGGAGAGGGACAGGAGAUAGCAAGAACUGUAGAUGCUGCAGUCAGGUUCAAUACAAUGUGGAGCUGGAGGAACACAGCAUCAGAGGAGCAGGAAAGUCAACAUUUCAGGUUUACACCCAUCAGGACGUGAGAACCGUAACUGUUUUGCUGCUUUCCAUUCUUGCCAGAGGGUGUGUUUGUGAGAUGUUGCCUAUAUUGGGACAGUUGAUGACUAGUGGUUAGAUAAUACAUUAUCCUGUUGAUUAUAUCAAUAAAGUUGUAUUGAUUCUU